Prorocentrum cordatum is the source of this 1551-nucleotide messenger RNA. The record is from the annotation of a GenBank genome assembly. NCBI's taxonomy places the organism in Eukaryota, Dinophyceae, Prorocentrales, Prorocentraceae.
AUGGCGAACCUCGUGGCGGGGGGCGUCAAGUCUCUGGGAGAGAUGAUCGCGGGGGACGAGUCCGCCACCGAGCAGGUCGCGCAGGCCUGGGGCUGCAUGGACACUCUGAACCCGUACAGUCGGCUCGAGAAGCCCACGCGCUUCGAAUCAGACCCGCCUGGUUGCUAUCGUCUCCGAGACAUGCCACUGAGAGACAUCGACAACGUGGUAAAAGUGAAGCACGUCGUGGAUUGGAUCAAGAUUGGAACGGAGUGCCAGGAGCUUCCCGACACAAGUGCUGUGGACAUGGUCGACAUCAUGCGCCGCGGCGACUACGCGUCCUUGCCGUCUCCGUUCAAGCCGAAGAAGGACACGGGAGAGCUGGCGUUCACAAUGCAGAUCUACGUUCUGCCCACCGACCCUGAUGGGGUGCAGUCUGUGCUGAAGUAUAUCAAGUUCGACGACAGUAUUCGCGUGGACUUGGUGAAAGAUGUGUUCAUCGUGGGCACGCCGCUGACGAUCCACUGGGGCCGCACUUCUGACACGAAGAAGGUUCGCAAGUUGUUCCACUUCAUGAUGGACCGCCUUGGGGGCGUGCAGUACCGAUACUUCGUGCAGCCGUCCGUGAAGAAGGCAGCUGAAGCGGGCACUUACGACAGGAUUGCUCGAACGGCUGGUUACGCCUUCAUUCGCGAUCAUGGACCACGGAGCAAUGCCCAGAACCAAUUCGUCGAGUGGACGGAUGAUCAGAUCCACCUCGAGAGCAGUCCGAUCUUCGGGUGGACGCCUGGGGAUGUCAAGGACCAGGCGGCUAAACGGACGCGCGGCGUAGAGCGCGUCCCCUUCGCGCUGGGCGCAGACCUGAUCGAGAGCUUGCGGAACUACGCCAACGGCACCGUGGGCGCGCGGACGUUGAUGUCGUGGUGCCACACUUUGAGGCAGUUCCAUCCGACGAUCCUGAACAACAUCAUUGCCCCCGCACUGCGCACUCACGAUGUACAUUCGAUCAUGUGGAUCGGGGAGACUCGCGUCGGGAAGUCGUCCGCUUCUAAGACGACCUGCUUCGCCAUCUCGGCUUGCCAGAUCGACAAGCACGGCCGCUCUGACCUGAAGCCGAGCGUCGUCACCUCCAAGAGGAUUGAUUUCUUUCGCCUCGAGCCAGGGAGCCUCUUCAAGCCCGCGAUUGCCGACGACACGGUGAUGUCGAAGUGGGGCACAGACGACGUCAAGGCGUUCCACGACCCGGCCGAAGAGGACGCCUUGCUCUGGGCUCGAUGGGGCGGCGCGCAGUUCAUGAUGAACCAGGCGCGGCAAUCCUGCGCGAACGCCUACGACAAGGAUUUUGAGGCCCGCGUCCAGCCCGUUCGGCCUGGAGCCGAGGCAAUCUCCUUUGACGAUUUCGUCCGCAUUAUCCAGGCGAACUUUCCCCGCGACGCGCGGGGGUCGUUCGAGAUGGCAGACGCGGAGGCGUACCUCGCGAGGAGCCACGUUGUCCUCCUGUCUUAUGAUCAUCAUGUCCUCCUAGGGUACAGUUCAGUGAAAGUGGGGAAAAAAUGGUUCGGGCGGUUCUAA